Messenger RNA from Andrographis paniculata, 1676 nucleotides. RefSeq names its product probable mediator of RNA polymerase II transcription subunit 26c. Lineage: Eukaryota; Viridiplantae; Streptophyta; Magnoliopsida; Lamiales; Acanthaceae. The record is from RefSeq and is a predicted model, not a curated record. The transcript is spliced from 9 exons. Gene Ontology annotation, cellular component: nucleus. The coding region runs from base 281 to 1399 and encodes 372 amino acids.
UAUCUCCCUUUCCUUUCCUUCUCUUUCACCUUCUCCGGCUCGGCGGCUCUGACGAUCAGAUCAGAUCGGAGGAAAAAAUCACAUCAUCAUCAGAUCUGAUUUUCCCUCCUUCCCUUCCCAUCCCCACCUCUCUUCCAUAUGCUCAUUCACUAGCCCAAUACGAACAAACCCUUCCUUUCCGCGCCUCUUCUGCUUCGAUUCCUCUGAUUUACAGUCCGCCAGCCUCGUCGUCUAAUUUGGAUUUUUGAUAAAAUCUUGUAGAGGAGGAAUCUAUUGUUUCAUGGAUUCGGAUGAGUUUCGGGCGAUUCUCUCGAGAUCGGGCGUAGACGUCUGGGGUGUGAUUGAGGCGGCGAUUAGAGUCGCCGGCUCGGACUACGGCGAGGAGUUGCGCCGCCGGAGAGACGGAAUUGUUGAGCUGCUUUACGCGCAGCUGUGUCGGAGUUGCGGCGGAGCCAUCGACGAUCAGGAGAACGCUUUUCGUAAUCGUGGGGACAAUAAUAUUAAUAACAACGGUAUCGAUGAUGUGGAGAAUGAUAAACACAACCGCUUGAGCAAUAAGAAGUUCGAAACCAAUGAGUUGAAACGCGGUAGCAAUUUCAAUGAGGAUUAUGGUAGCAGUCCGUUGACUCCGGAGUCGAACAAUCGGAAUUUCAGUGGUGGAGAAGAAGGUGAGGAAUUGGCUCCCUACGGAGGGUUGUUUGAUGAUGAUGAGCAGACAAAAAUUCUCAGCAUCAAAGAGCAACUUGAAGAUCAAAAUCUGAGUGAAGAUGUUGUUGUGGAAUUGCUGCAAACCUUGGCAGAUAUGGAUAUUACCUUCCAAGCACUGACGGAAACUGAUGUAGGAAGGCAUGUGAAUCGAUUGAGGAAGCAUCCAUCGAAUGAUGUUCGCAUAUUGGUGAAGCAGCUUGUCAGGAAAUGGAAGGAAACUGUUGAUGAAUGGGUCCACGUGAACGAACAACCACAAACAGCAUCAAACCUUAUUGCUGAUGUAGACUCACCUCAGCAGAGCAUGCCCAAAAAUCAGCAAAAUGGCCAUCACCAGGUGUCGCAUAGUGGAUACUCUCCCAAUCCUCGGAGUGCCGAAAGGAAUCAUGCUGAACAUGACAUAAAGCCUAAACCUUCCCCAUCGAUACCUCGAAGAGAACCUGCUUCGAGGCCACCACAAUCCAUUCCUAAAUCUGCACUACCUCCUACAAUUAAUAGAGCACAAAGGGAGCCUGUCCUGGAUGACGAAAGACUGAAUUCAGCAAGGCGGCGUCUUCAGGAGAACUACCAAGAAGCUCAGAAUGCCAAAAAGCAAAGGACAAUUCAGGUGAUGGACAUUCACGAGAUCCCGAAGCCAAAGAAAGCUUUCAUUCCCAAGAACAAAGGCAGCCUUCAGGGGAGACAUCACUGGUGAAUGGUAAUCUAUUUUUGAUGGUUUGUAAUGUUUAAUUUACGUGCUACUGUUGUUUUCUGAUGAAUGGGGUGACUUUGCCCGAAGGCACUUAGUUUCACCCUUUCUGCAUUUCGCCUUUAAAUUAAAAGGACAACUUUCAUAGUAGAUUAUUUGAGUUAACAACACCAAAUAAUACUCUUAUGUAUUCUUCAUACAUGUGCUGGCUGAGGUAGAUUGGGUUUUUUCUUGUUCGAUAUUGCCAUGGAUUUGGUUGGAAAUGGCUUUACAUGACACCUUA